AUGACGAAUGCUAUCAAAGCAGUUGAAGAAGAGGGGUUGACAGUUAGACUUGCAGCAGAGCUAUAUGGCAUUCCCAAAUCAACACUUUAUGACAGGAUCAGGGGAAAUGUUCAACAUGGAACUAAACCUGGCCCAGUGCCGUAUCUUACAAAAGAAGAAGAGGUUAUUUUGGCUAAGUUUUUAAUCAAAUGUUCUCAGAUUGGAUUUCCCCGCACAGUUUCAGAAGUUCUUGCACUAGUAAGACAAACAAUUCAGUCAAAGGGUUUAAGUGACGUCUCAAUUUCUUAUGGAUGGUGGCAGAAAUUUUGUAACAGGCACAGUGAAUUAUCACUUCGUACUGCUGUACCUUUAAGUCUUUCGAGAGCCAUAGCCACUGAUAAUAGUGUCAUACAAAAGUAUUUUGAUAUACUUGAAGACACACUUAAAGAAAAUUCUCUAUUCAACAAUCCAACUCGCAUAUUCAACUGUGAUGAAACAGGACUCCCAUUGAAUCCUAAAUCUUUGAAAGUUGUGAGUGGUCGUGGAGCUAAGAAUGUCAGUCAAAUCACUGGAGAAGGGAAGUCUCAAAUCACAGUUCUGGCAUGCACUUGUGCAGCUGGAGUACCGUUGCCUCCAUUUGUAAUAUUUGAUCGUAAGACCUUUAAUGAUCAGCUAAUGGUAGGAGAAAUACCAGGUACACUUUACGGCUCAUCUCCAAAUGGAUGGAUCAGUAGAGAGCUGUUUUUGUACUGGUUUCAUAAGCUGUUUUUAACGAGUGUUCCUAGCGUACGUCCUCUCCUUCUCCUGAUGGAUGGUCAUUCUACUCAUUAUGGUCCUGACCUUAUCAAGAUAGCAGCUGAAGAGCAAAUUUUAAUAUUUGUAUUGCCACCCAAUACCACUCAUUUAACACAGCCACUUGACAAAGGGUGUUUUGGGCCAUUAAAAACUGCUUGGAAGGCUGUGUGUCAUGAGUUCUGCACUAAAAACCCUGGUUGUGUGGUAACCAGAUACAAUUUCUCUGUAUUAUUUGCUGAUGCAUGGAGAAGGUCAAUGACACAGAGAAACAUUGCAAGUGGCUUUGAAGUAACCGGCAUAUGUCCUUUCAACAGAAAUGCUAUUAAAACUGUUGGGGCAAGUGUGGACUAUAUCUUUAAGCCCAUCCAUCAUAAGAGGCAACCAGCAGAGACACCAACUGAUAAGCACAAAGAAACCAAGUAUGAAAAAGAACCCAACAGCAAGCCAGGUCAUGGUACCAGCCUCAUAAGAUACAUUUGUCAUCAUUUGAGUCUGACACGACUGUAUGAGGUGGCUGGUACACGUGAGGGUGAGGUUGGUAGCCAGCCUGAGGGUAUGGAGGGGCUUGGGGAGGUGGAUAACCAGGCUGGGGCGGUGGGGGGUAAGCAGGUUGGGGAUACUGUGGAGUACCGCUAUAACCUCCUGCCUGCUGCUGUUGUGGAGGAGGCUGAUAGUCGUACUGGGGAGGAGGAGCAGUUGAUGGCUGCUGAAGAAGAGGCUCCUUGUCAGAGUCAGACAUAA
This is a messenger RNA of Amphimedon queenslandica, 1515 nucleotides long. RefSeq names its product tigger transposable element-derived protein 2-like. Gene Ontology annotation, molecular function: DNA binding. The record is from RefSeq and is a predicted model, not a curated record. The transcript has 3 exons. The coding region runs from base 1 to 1515 and encodes 504 amino acids. NCBI's taxonomy places the organism in Eukaryota, Metazoa, Porifera, Demospongiae, Haplosclerida, Niphatidae. Gene Ontology annotation, cellular component: nucleus.